UUGGCAGACCGAACUCGCUAUUUCAUGUAAUUCUGUGUCGGCCCGGUUUAGCCUUGUUGCCCGCCAAUGUCUUUGCAGAAGUCUAUUGUCGCCCCCCUCUGGCCAAUGAUGGAGAAUCAAGAGGGGACAGUGUGGCAGCAGCAGGUUGUAACAGAGGAGUCUCAGGAAGCUGGGACACAACAGACUCAGUACCUACAGCAGCUCCACACCAUGGAUGCUACCCAGACUCAGCAGUACACUACAUCAGAUGGCUCCACCAUUGCCGUGUCAUUUGCCCAGGCAGUCACCUAUGAACAGGCUCAGCAGGCUGUUGAGUCGCAAGUGACUGACGCACAGGCUGCCCAAGGACAGGCCACUGUCACAGCUGUCAGUGUGAGUGACAUCUCUGAUGAAGGUGGAGAGGAGGCUAGAGAGGCAAAAUCACAACAGCAGACCAUCACAUUGGCUGUUGCUGAUGGCCAAGUACAGCAGGUAGAACAGCAACAACAGACCAUUGCUAUAGCUGUUGAUGCCAGCAUGACUGCUGCACAAGUACAGCAUGUAGCACAGCCACAGCAGCAGACUAUGGAGGUAGCCAUCGAUGCCAGCAUGGCAGCUGGUGACCUGGGGGGCCAGCAGGUAGCAGUCCAGGGCAUGAAGGAUGAGAUAGAUGAAGAGGCCAUGGACACAACACCCUUUGCAGACGAGCCAGAGGAUCUUUGGUGUGAAGACUGUAACAGUGUGGAUGGUGUGGAGUGUAAGAAGCAUGGCCCCAUGCAGCGCAUACCCAGCAAGCCAGUCCUGUCCAAGGCCCGAGCCAGUUUGCCAAACCAACUCUUCCUGGCCAAGUCAGGCGAGACCACUGAACAUGGUGUAUUCACCAAGGCUCUCCCAAAACGUACACAGUUUGGGCCAGUGGAAGCCAAGCUUCUCCACAAGGAAGAAAUUCCAGAAGGCACCUUCCUCCUCAAGCUACAGCAUAAGACUGAGGGAGACGAGCAGCCAGCUGAUCAGCCAGAGCUGUAUUACGACCUGACCAAUGAGGAUGAGUGUAACUGGAUGAUGUUUGUCAAGCCAGCUGCUAACCACAUGGAACAGAACCUUGUUGCUUACCAGCAUGGCAACGAGAUCUUCUACACAACCAUCAAGUCAGUGGAGCCCAGGCAGGAGCUGAAGGUGUGGUAUUCCACUACUUAUGCCAGUUUCAUGGGAGCUUCUGUCCAUGAGAUCACAGAGGAAGAGAAAGAAGCAAUGCGAGAGAGGGAAGCCACAUGGCCAUGUUUUGAAUGCCCCAGAAAGUUCAUGUCCUCAGAACAACUACAGCGUCACCUGGCGGUCCAUGAGAAGGUGAUCACGGUUCGGCGCCGGCGGUGGGGGAAAGGCCGACGUGGGCGGAGGAGGAAGGUACCAGCAGGAGACAGGGACAACCUGGAGUGUGAUGUUUGCCACAAGGUCUUCCUACGUGCCUAUAGUCUACAACGCCAUCAGGUCAUGCACUCGGGAGAGAAGAAGUUCAAUUGUCCGGUGUGUAAGAAGAUGUUCUCCCAUGACUACAACCGCACACGUCACCUGCGCAAGCACCAGGACCGGGGAGAAGGUCUGGAGGUAGUGAACCAGCUGCUGGAGGGCAAGUCUCCGUCUGAGGGCACAUCAGAGGCCAGGGACGAGCAGGAAGAGAGGGAGUGGAGCUGUCGACACUGUGUUCUUGUGUUUGAGAGUGCUGAGCUAUUGCGGCUGCAUGUGCAAAGUCACCCUGCCGAGGAGUUAGAUGAAGAUGAAUUGGAGAGUGAAGAUGACUGGGAUAGUGACGAUGAUGAGGAUGACAAUGAUGAGAACACGGUGAAGACUGGUGCUAAUGAUGACCAGGAUGUCUCAAGUGAACAGCUACGGGAGUCUGCCCUGGGAAAGAACUUUCUCUGUGAUGUUUGUAACAAGAGUCUGGGGAGUAAGCAGGCCCUGAAGUACCACAUGCGCCGACAUGAGGAGAGGGGAGAGGCAGACAUACAGUGCCCUGAUCCUGACUGUGACAAGACAUUCCAGCAGAAAAGGGACCUGGUGACCCACUCCACUGUCCAUGGCAAGGUCAAGAGUGCCCAUGGCAUGGUGACCCGGCGGGCCCUCAGUCUGUACAAAUGUGACCAAUGUGGGAAGGCCUUCAGAGAUUCUGACAAACUGGACAAGCACCUGUUGCUCCAUGUCAACGAAGAAGACAGGCCCAUCGUGUGUGAGGUCUGCAACAAGCGGUUCCUCAACAACUCAGCCAUCGCCUGUCACAGGAAGACCCACAGCGGGAAGAAGUACUACGCCUGCCCCUUCUGCAAUGAAGGGUUUGAUCGUACGGAGACCUUACGCGAGCACGUCCCCGUCCAUGCCGUGGAUGGCGUGUACUCCUGCCCAACCUGCAGCAAGACAUUCCCCGAGUUUGUGCAGGUGCGGAAGCACAUCCGCAGCUUCCACUCCGACAAGAUGUACCAGUGCCAGGUGUGCGAGAAGGCCUUCCCACGUCCGGACAAGCUGAAGCUCCACAUGCUGAAGCACUCGGACCGGCGGGACUUCCUGUGUGCCAACUGUGGCAAGCAGUUCAAGCGCAAGGACAAGCUGAAGGAACAUAUGCUCCGCAUGCACAACCCAGAGAGGGAGGCCAGGAACGCCAACAGACCAAACAAGCCCAAGGCCUUCAAGCCCAAGACUCCCCCCAGUGACUACAACAGCUUCACCUUCAAGUGUCGCGGGUGCAUGCUGGGAUUCCGGCGCAGGGGGAUGCUGGUUAACCAUCUGGCCAAGCGUCAUCCUGAGACCCGCCCAGAGAGUAUCCCAGAACUGGCCCUGCCCAUCAUCAAGCCAAACAGGGACUACUUCUGCCAGUAUUGUGAAAAGGUCUACAAAAGCAGCAGCAAGCGCAAGGCCCACAUUCUGAAGAACCACCCUGGAGCAGAGCUGCCUCCCAGCAUCAGGAAGCUGCGACGCAACCCCCAGGACAUCAGCAUCAACACCCACACAGGCACUGCCGGCACCAUCGCCUCCGCCCCGGUCUGCUGCCCUCACUGUCCCAAACAGUACAGCAGCAAGGCGAAGAUGACGCAGCACAUCCGUAAGAAGCAUGCGGAGCUGGUGGGCACGGCCAUCCCCAUGCCUGCUCCGACUGUGCCCAUCACCCCAGCAGCUCAGCAGGCCAUCGCUGAGGCUGCAGCAGCAGACCUGACCUACAAAGUCAUCGUCAGAUAUGAUGCACCUCCAAAUGAGCCCAGUGAGGAAGCUGUGCUGGAACACAUCCCCCAGCACAUGGUGGUGCAAGCACCUCAACAAGAUGCCAAUGUGGCACGGCAGACAGUUCAGAGGUUCACUGUGGAGACCACUGGCCAGGCUAUUCCUGUUCCUAGUGAGACCAUGCGGGCUGCAGACCUGCUGACCCAGGCUAUGAGUGAGCUGUCCCAGACCCUGAGUGAAUACAGGCCACAGCCUGCAGAGUACCAGACUAUUGCAGCGCACAGGGUCGUCACCACACAGUCCACAGGUGAGUUGGUGCAUCAUCAGGUAGUGCCGGUCAGCAUCCAGACAGCUGACCAGUCCCAGGGGACAGUGACAGUGGACGUGAGCCAGAUCCGCCAGUCCCCAACACACUUCCAGCAGCAGACCCUGACCAUCCAACAGCCCAUCAGCCCCGCCCCCACCCCUCCACAGCAGCAGCAGGUGCAGCAGGUACAACAGGUGCAGCAGGUGCAGCAGGCCGUCCAGGCUGUCCAGACAGUCGUCUCCACCACCGAGCAGGUCGCUGUCACUCACCUAGCUGUCUCCACCCAGGCACAGCCUCAGCAGUUCAUUGCCAGGCCAUGGCCAGGCACCUUCACUGGCAAUGUUACUUACCAGUAACCUUAGUUCAGCUGAAUAUGGUAAGAUCAGGAUCUGGAACUAUGUUUAUGGUUUAAGACACUCCUGGAGGCAUGUGGUUGUGCAUGUAUGUGAGGUUAUUGGUUAUCAGAUGGACAUUUGUAAUCAACAUUUGUGAUAUUGGCAGGGAGAUAUUUACUCUAUCUGCUGAUGUGUGCUGUUUGAUAUGGAUUUUACUGAACCCUUACGGUCAUAUUGUUUGAACUAGUAGAAGUUUUGGAACAUAACAAGGUGUAUGGUUCCCAGAAUGUCACAUUUGGACUGACAUUUAUUGUGAGCGGUUUAGUAAUUGACUCUUAUAGCCUUGCUUUCAGUUAAGCUUUAGAGUUGUCCUGUUACUUGUACAAACUCUUCUCGACAAGGAUGCAUAGCUACCAGACCGUAGUUCCCAGAUGAAUAGAAUGUGUU
Branchiostoma belcheri (Belcher's lancelet) is the source of this 4275-nucleotide messenger RNA. Its product is annotated as PR domain zinc finger protein 10-like. The record is from RefSeq and is a predicted model, not a curated record. Lineage: Eukaryota; Metazoa; Chordata; Leptocardii; Amphioxiformes; Branchiostomatidae. Gene Ontology annotation, molecular function: protein binding. Gene Ontology annotation, cellular component: nucleus.